Prorocentrum cordatum is the source of this 4319-nucleotide messenger RNA. The record is from the annotation of a GenBank genome assembly. Lineage: Eukaryota; Dinophyceae; Prorocentrales; Prorocentraceae.
AUGAGAGCAUCGAUGAUGCAAUCAGCUUCCAUAUUCGCGGUGGUUGCCACCGCCGCCUUCCAUAUCGUUCGUGCCUCUGGCUUGCGGGUGCCCGUGGUCGAGGCUUUCCACGUUGAGGCUGGCAUGGAGCACCUGAGCGACAUGCUGGCCGACAUCGGGACCAUCGACGAUUCGAGCGAUGGCGGCGAGGUGGCUCCACGGACACCAGUUCAUGUGGCAGCCCAGCAGGUUCCAUCGCCGCCAGGGCCGAUUGAGCAGCAGGUUCCUUUGUCGCCAGGGUCAGUUGAGCAGCAGGUUCCAUCGUCGCGAGGGCCAGUUGAGCAGCCAGUUCUACCAGGGCCAGUUGAGCAGCAGGUUCCAUUGCGUCCAGGGCCAGUUGAGCAGCAGGUUCCGCCAGGGCCAGUUGAGCUGUGCGACGUGCUAGCGCUCGGGGUCAUCGAGAUCGACGACUCGCCUCCAGAGAAGUCGAAGCACUCGCAGCGGUCUCAUGCUCACGCAGCGCAGGCUCGGGAGGGCAAGGCCAAAAAACACGCGCAGAAGCUGAGGGGCCAGCUGGCGAAGCAGAAAGCGGAACACGAUAUGAAGCUCAAGAGCGUGGCGUUGGUUCCGGGUGUAUCACAGCUCAUUGGGAACAAGUCGUCGACGACGCUCGGGAAGCUCAAGCGACACUUGACCAGCGACGACUUCGUGAUUGCAUCGAGGGCGUGCUUUUUACCUUCCAAGAAGCAGUGCGCCAUUGGAGUGGACCAUCGUCGCUUGAUGAAGGCUGCUUGCGACAUCGCGGUCACCAGACAACUGCAAGGUUUCAGGGACAGUCUCAAGAGAAGCCGUGAUUCUAUUACAGAUGCCGAUACUCGCGAUCACCGUUUCGUACACCUGGGUUUCGGACAUCUAUGGGAUGAAGUUGAAGUGCGACAAGCAUGGAAGCCUGGGAAGCGCUACCGCGUCAUGAGAAAGAACGUGGCGCAGCCAACGCUCAUCCAGAGAUCGACGGCGCAGUUCACGCUCCUCAACAGAAAGUCGGACAUCCAAGGCCACUUCAUCGAGUACAUGAUCGCAAAGCCGUUCGAGCUGCAAGGCCAGAAGGCGAAGCACAUUUACCCUGGGCUGUUGAAGGCCAUUCCAGACGAGCUCAACAUCGUGAAGUGGUCGGAGGGCAGCGCACCAGCUUCGUCUGCUGUAUCUACGUUCACGUUCCAGCCCAUGGCAGACAGAGCCAGCGCCAACCUCAGCAUCCUCAAAAUGCGGGGUCAGUGUGCUGAGGACAUCCUGAAGGCCGUCAAGAAGCAUACGAUGAGACAUUUCUCCAUCGCCAGUGCCAACAGGUACCGCACCCAGCUCGAGCGGAACAUCAUGGGAGUUGAGCUCUUGGUCGAGAGCAACGUCGAUUGCAUCAUGCAGCCGCCCCCUGAGGAUGUCGAGUACACGUUCCAGCUCGUGGUUGAUGUUCUGUUUGACUUGUCGGCUGACUUUCACCUGCGGAAGGGCGGCGCAGAUGACUCCCAGUUCAUCAAGGACCUGAAAGCGUUGAUGCCUUUGCUGAAUGGCGACAUGCGUGGCGAGAGGAUCAAGCACUACUGCCGUCAUCCUCAGACUGGUCGCCCGUGUUGCAACGGCAAGUCCGACACGAUCGACAAACUGUGCACAGGACUGGUUCAUGCUUUAUUCGGGUCGUCGGACCCUCGGCCUUGUGAAAGUCGCUGGACAAAUGUGUUGAUGAAUAUGAAGAGGACUCUCUUGCGGCGUUUGGUCUACAAGAUAGGGAUCGACAGCUUCGUCGGACAUCCAGACGCUCGGGGUGUUGUUGAUGCUGACGAAGAGGAGGUGCCCCUACUCCGAGAAGUUGAUGGCAUGUCAGAUGCGGAUUACUGGAAGCAUGUGUUCAAUGUGAGGGCGAAGAAGAUCAAGGCCUACUACGGUGAUGAGCGAAAUUUCUGGGAACUCAUGGUGUUCGUGGGGAUAUUUGAAGCGUGCGAUUCUACGCUAUUGUACCCCCUGCUCGGCGAUCCGAUUGUCAACAGCAAGAGGGACGACCAGCGGUCGAAGAUGGAUAUUCUACUGGACAAGGGCGACACCGCCAUAGGCAAGUUCAGCCAGAAGAUGCUCGAUUUGGCAGACUCGUGGAUGGGCCUGCCCACGCGGAAGCCCUGGUGCCUUCUCGACAUGCUGGGGGCGCCUUUGACAGAUCAGACUUUCUCGCGGUUUGCACGUUCUCAGCUUCUCAAACUCAACAGCGUGAUGCUCAGGAGGUACGAAUCCAGGUUCUCGGCUUACCCUUAUCGCUUGUACCCGUUGGCCAGCAGCACGGCGUCGCUCGAGGAAGCGCAGAGGAUUGCUCACGAUGCCAUCAACGCGCCGUGGCACAUGAAGGACUCCUACACCAAGGGCAUCACCAGCCAUUUCAACACCGUGGGGAAGAUGCUCUCCAGCGAAUGCAUCGCAGUGCUCUUUGCAGAUUUCCGCCAGCAUGCGUACGGGACCGACUUCAUCGAGCGACUCAACAGCGAGUACACGGCGAAGAUCCCAGAUGAGGCGCCUCGCAAGGGGCUCAGCGCGUACAUGCUCGAGAAGAACAAGUACAUGAAGGCGAUCAAAGCCGUGGUAGGGCGCAGGCUCACCAGGGACGAGACCACCAGUCAUGCGGAGACGUUCAAGCAUAUGGUCGCCGACUGCAACCAGGAUGCUCUCAAGGAUGCGUACGACCUUUGGAGACAAAGCCCCAGCGAGAACAAGGCCCUGGAAGUGCCGACCUACAGACCUAUCUGGGGUGGUGGAUGCAACGCGCUGCCCAUCACGGGUGAUGAGUUCUGCAAUUACAUCACCGCUAACGGCUGGCCGUCCUACCAGGAGGUGUUCGACGAUUCGCUUGAGGAAAGGAUGGCCCAGGUCGACGAGUCUAUCGAUUUCGAGCUCUUCAAGAACGUCGACCUGUGGGGAGUCCCAAGGGGGGCCAGGAAUGUCGACCGCGCGGCUUCGAGGGCACCCCACGCGUUCGAGUUCGUGGAGAAGGGGAUCAUGAGCUACAUGACGUACAUCGGCACGCAGAAGGCGGAGGAGGGCGACACCAUGCUCAUGGUCGAAGGCCCUGGCGUUCGUGGUGGUCGUUGGAGGUGUGCCGUCAUUGUGAGCGACAUCACGUGGAACCCAAGAGUUUUCGACAUCACCUGGAACAACUGGGUCAUCGAGAGCAACGAGAGGUCCGAGGACGUGGGCUCGAGCGAACGCACGGCCCCCGUAAAGGACUUGGUGCUGCCUUGCUGGGUGAGGAUCGCCGAUCGCAGCAACAAGGUGUCGGAGCGCUUCAAGGCUAUCGAUUCCAUGACGUCGGACGUGUGGAUCGACAAGCUAGUGACUGAGCUCGAGAGCAUGACGGUCUACGAGGCAGAGUACGAGAUCGACCAUGCGUGGGGCAGUCUGCGCUUAUCCAAGAUUGUUGGCCUCAAGAGGUUGGGCAUUCUCUGGGAGCCAUCGAUGACGAAACCUUUGAGCUUCGCAGCAGCCACGGUCGACGCCGACAAGGUGGUCAAGGACACCAUCAUCGCUUCCGACCCCUUCAGCGAGGGCGCGCUCGUGGCCCGAGGCAGGGGCAGGGAGAGUGGCAUCGCAGCAGUUGGCGCCAUUGCCGAUGCCGAUGACCCCAGCGCCGCUCCACCAGAGGUGCGCGCAGACGGCGUGCCUGACGAUGAUGGUCGCGAGCCUGCAGGUGGAGGUCACGAGGUGGAGCGCGAGAUGGAUCUUGCAGAUGACUUGGAGUCCGUGACGUCCGUGGAGGAGAUGGAGGAUGCGUUCUCCGAGAUGCCAGCCCAGUUGGAGGCGCCAGUCAUGCCGCCGCCAGCCGAUGACUAUCGAGAAGUCAAGCAGCCAGAGCCUGACGACGAGGGCGACGCCGACUUCAUCGGGAUGGCUGCUGAGCACGUGAGCGAGGCGGCUGCUGAGCCCGACGCUGCUGCUCCUCCGAAGCUCGACGGCGGCGAAGGCGAGACACCACCUCACGACGACGCGGACGCGUCGGAGUCGAAGCCGUGGCAGGAGUUCUCGCCGAAGACGCCACAGGACUACUACUACCUCGGCGGCCGCCAGGUGUGCCGCAUCCAGCGCGGCAAGCCGAAGAACUCUAUCACGAUCACGUGCUACUUCCACAGCGGUUGCUCGCUGUGCGUGACUGAGCGCCUCGGCCCGAAGACAGACGAGGAGGUGUUCAGGUGGCUGUACAGCGUGCCUGAGACGCCCGCGGGCGCAGACGCGGCCAAGCGCAAGGAGCUGUCUGCUGCGCAUCGGGCCCUGGGCAAGGGCCAGUGGGCGGCGAAGCGCCCCGCCAG